Haliotis rubra (blacklip abalone) is the source of this 1378-nucleotide messenger RNA. RefSeq lists its product as uncharacterized. The transcript is spliced from 5 exons. NCBI's taxonomy places the organism in Eukaryota, Metazoa, Mollusca, Gastropoda, Lepetellida, Haliotidae. The record is from RefSeq and is a predicted model, not a curated record. The coding region runs from base 14 to 1255 and encodes 413 amino acids.
AGUGGAUACCACAAUGACGGGUAGAUACAUCACAGCUCUAUAUGUCCUCGGUCUGUGCUGCGUUUCUGCGCAGCCGUACAAUACCAACGAUGGAGACUCGUUCAAUCUGGAUUUUAUUUUCGGCAACCCGAGUUCCCCGGCACCGAAAGGCGAUGGUACCUCUAUAAGCAGAGUUCCCAGUCGUAGUAAUUUAGAUUGGUCCUUGAGUCUGUUCCCCAGCAGCGAUUUCUUCAACGACAUUAACCUUGACAACGGCUUUAAUGACGACGAUAAUUACCCUGACAACCGUAACACAAACAGUGAAAUUGGAGGGUUUGAUGGUGGCAAGGAUUACCAUGACAACGGUAGCCCGUACGGAGAUAACAGUAACAAUUAUGAUAGUUCUCCCGUUAAGCCGGAUUACUAUGGAAACAGCGAGACGCAUCCAAACCUUUACCCACAAGGUGCGUCUCUUCAGGUAUAUGAUGACGAUGAUGAUAAUGAUGAUGAUGAUGGUGAUGAUGAUAAAGGCUAUCCGUUUCCUGGUAAUAAUGACAACUACAGACAACCAUACGCUCCUGGGCCAAAUUCAAUCUACCCACAGUACCCGGGUAAGAUAACUGUGCCGACGUCUUCCUACGACGUUGACUACGACAAGAAGCCUGCAGCGAAGAAGUGUCGACCGGAAUUCGCUUUUGACUUCGAAGGUAGCCAUCCGUUUUCCGAGCGUUACAACAGGAUCUGGAUGGGGAGUGAAGGGAAUGUGUUUCCUCAGGAUGGAGCUGCCGUCUUUCAGGGGGGAUUUCUUUACAUCCCAUUUUUCACCGGAAAUGACCUCCGACCUGCAUACCGCCUAUCUCUGUUGGUGAAGCCCAAAUCUUCAAGGUCAUCAGGUCAAACUAUCGUCAGCAACAACUUCUCUUGGACAUCAAGCACCUUCAGUCUGGCUUUGAUUGGGAACAAGAUACAACUGGUUAUAAUACCACGGUACCCGAAGAAAGACGGACAUCGACAAAACAAAAAACCAGUGAUUCUAUCUCUCCCGAUCAAUCAGGGAUCUUAUACGUACGUCUCGGUGGAGCAGGACGAUAUCACGGUGAAACUGACAGUCGGCCAUAGAGCCGUGUACGCUCAGGGACGGAUACCAGCCGUGAGCAACGAACCUCUCUACAUGGGGGCCGGCGGUAGUCCACUUGGCUAUCUGGACCGUUUUUAUGGGAAAAUUGAUUCGCUGGUCUUCGACAAAUGUCCGGGGACAAUAACGAGAGACUACUGAGGUGACAACUAUCAACGUGUUGAUGUAAACAGGAAGCAAGAAAUGAAGAGACUAUUUUCCAUAAAAAGUAUAUUGUAAAUUAUAUUCGCGUGCCAAACAACAGAAAUUAAAAUGUGAUACACA